Leucoraja erinaceus (little skate) is the source of this 1905-nucleotide messenger RNA. RefSeq names its product multiple endocrine neoplasia I (gene men1). Gene Ontology annotation, cellular component: chromatin; nucleus; histone methyltransferase complex. The transcript is spliced from 10 exons. Gene Ontology annotation, molecular function: Y-form DNA binding; transcription cis-regulatory region binding; chromatin binding. NCBI's taxonomy places the organism in Eukaryota, Metazoa, Chordata, Chondrichthyes, Rajiformes, Rajidae. Gene Ontology annotation, biological process: negative regulation of cell cycle; negative regulation of cell population proliferation; regulation of transcription by RNA polymerase II. Bases 98 to 1903 code for a protein of 601 amino acids. The record is from RefSeq and is a predicted model, not a curated record.
GCCUGAGCCAGGCCUGUACAGUUGCCGGGGCGACCGUGAGGCGGGCCUGGCGUUGGAGCGAGCAGCGGCUUGAGGUGCCGACCCUGGAGGAGACAAGAUGGGGUUGAAGUCUGCGCAAGUUGCCUUCUUUCCCAUCUGCAGCAUUGAAGAUGUGGUCAAGCUGUUUGGGUCCGAGCUGGAGAGGGACGAGCCGGACCUGACCCUCCUGUCCCUGGUGCUGGGCUUUGUGGAGCACUUCCUGGCCGUCAACCGAGUGGUCCCCAUCAACGUGCCCGGAUACAGCUUUGACGGCAGCUCGGAGCAGGGCGACGAGUCCAGGACAUGUUUCCCCCACGUGGACCUGCUCCAGAUCAGAGCGCUGCACGCCAGAUUCACCACCAUGAUCCGGGGAGCGGUCGACCGCUCGCUUUACCCACACAAAGAGGGUUACUCCAGCCGGGAGCUGGUGAAGAAGGUGUCUGACGUGAUCUGGAACAGCCUGAGCCGCUCCUACUUCAAGGACAGGGCACACAUCCAAUCCCUGUUCAGCUUCAUCACAGGCACGAAGCUCGAUAGCUCGGGCGUGGCGUUCGCGGUGGUGGCGGCGUGCCAGGUGCUGGGGCUCCGCGAUGUCCACUUGGGCCUGUCCGAGGACCACGCCUGGGUGAUCUUCGGCGAAAACGGCGAGGAGACGGCAGAGGUGACCUGGCACGGCAAAGGGAACGAGGACAGGCGAGGGCAGACGGUGGCCGCCGGCGUGGCUGAGAGGAGCUGGCUGUACCUCAAGGGCUCCUACUUAAAAUGUGAUCGCAAGAUGGAGGUGGCCCUCAUGGUGUGCGCCAUCAACCCAUCGAUCGACCACCACACGGACAGCGUGGAGCUGUUGCAGCUGCAGCAGCACCUCCUCUGGCUGCUCUACGACCUGGGACAUCUGAAAAAGUAUCCCAUGGCCCUGGGAAACCUGGCAGAUCUGGAGGAGUUGGAACCAAUGCCGGGGAGACCAGAUCCACUCACUCUUUUUCAUGAGGCCAUCGCCUCAGCCAAGGUUUACUACAACAACGAGCACAUCUACCCCUACGUCUACCUGGCCAGCUUCUUCUGGCGCAACAGGAAUGUGAAGGAUGCCCUCGUCUCCUGGGGUGAUGCAGCCACCGUCAUUCAAGAUUACAACUACUGCCGUGAGGACGAGGAGAUUUACAAAGAGUUCUUCGACAUCGCCAACGAUAUCAUCCCCAACAUAAUCAAGGAGAUGGCGAGUGCGAUCGAGGCGUCUGAAGAGCACGGGGACGGUGAAACGGAGGGCCAGCACGGGUGCCCCCUGUCCAACACUGCUCUGCAGGAUCCAGAGAGCUUUGCCCAGCUCCUGCGCUUCUACGACGGCAUCUGCAAGUGGGAGGAAGGCAGUUCCACGCCCGUCCUCCACGUGGGCUGGGCCACCUUCCUCGUCCAAUCCAUCAGCAAGUUCGACGGGCAGGUCCGGCACCAGGUGACCAUCAUCGUGAAGGACACGGAGAGCAACGAGGACGAGGACCAGCACAGCGACGACUCGCGCGAGGCUCGGCGACGGGGCCCACGCCGCGAAUCCAAGGCCGAGGAGCCGCCCCUCGCCAAGAAGUUCCAGCCCGAGAAGCUGAUGGAGCGGCGACGCUCGGCCCCCAGCCAGCGGGCGGACCCCGGCCCCGUCUCCGUCUCCGUCUCCGUCUCCGCCCCGCAGGCCCUCGCCGCCCCCACUGGGCCCUGCGUCACCUUCCACAGCGAGAAGAUGAAGGGGAUGAAGGAGCUGCUCACCGCCCUGAAGAUCAACUCCAGCGCCAUCAAACUGCAGCUCACCGCGCAGUCACAGGUCCAGAUGAAGAAGCAGAAGCUCAGCUCCGCCAGUGACUACACCCUGUCCUUCCUCAAGAGGCAACGCAAGUCCCUCUGACA